Molecule: messenger RNA, 1039 nt
Organism: Armigeres subalbatus
Lineage: Eukaryota; Metazoa; Arthropoda; Insecta; Diptera; Culicidae
Exons: 2
Coding region: 374-961 (195 amino acids)
Source: RefSeq, a predicted model, not a curated record
CUACGUAGCAUCAAAGUUCUACAUUAUCUCCUAUCUCACUCUUCACCAGACGUGCCGCGACCGUGGCCUAUCUCUCCGGUCCGGACACCGCUGAAUUCUUGCGCAAGACGUACCUCGCGAUCGCAGUCACAGAGUCGGUGCCGUAAAUGUGACAAUGACAAUGUGCAAUAAAUUUGAUUAGAAAUCAUAUCGUCGCAAAUUUCAAGAGGCUUGAUUACAGUCAUGAAUAGUUCGCUCUCGGAAUCAUACUUGCAGAGAUUUCCUCUCGCGAUCUGGAUUGCUGUUUAUGCGUUUCCCCUUGAUGGAAGAUUCAGUUGAGCGGAUGAACUUGUGCGGAUUGUUUGUGGUCACUACGCCGGAUCGGUAGACAGCGAUGACGAUUCUUCGAGGAUUGUGUCUGAAUGUUUGCGUCAUAGUUUGUCUACUUCAUAGUGGUGGAUGGGCUAGUCCCGUACCAGAAGAACAUUCGAUCAAGAAUUUAGUGCGAAGGCAUGCAAAAGGCAGCGGAGAUCGGCCAAAGGUCAGAAAUGAAGUUGCCGAGUUUCUCGAAAGCGGUCGGAUGAUCAAUGAUUACGUGUGGGUUGAUGUGACGACGAAGAAGUUCGUACCCGUUCCUGGAAACGAUCUGGAGUUCGGAAACUGUUCCGAGUCAGAUGAGUUAAUUUAUUUCGAUAAUACGGUUAUAGAGAACUCUGGGCCGAGCACGCUGAAUGGUACGCUUGAGAUCUAUAUUGAUGCACCAGUUAAUAUUACUUGUGUGCGAGCAAUCGAUCAAAUCAAAGACGGUUUCGGUGCGGUUCCUACCUACAACUCUAUGGGGUCGAAUUGGGCUAAAAUUGAUGUGACCGGUCAGUACGGAAGAGGUUUUCAUUUUCAUAUCUACGUCUACGGCAUCCGACAGAAGAAGGGUAGUUCUGAGAAGGAGAAGGAACGGAAGGACAGCCAAUCUAAUCUGGUUUAAUACAAAUCAAUGCAUUGAAAAUUAUAGUUUAUAAUUUAGUUGCAAAUAAUCUGUAAAUAAACUAGCAUGAUGUUUAAA